UAAGAAUUUUUUUGUUUGAUGCUUGUCAGUGAAUAGAAAUCGAAAAAUCAUCAAUUUUCAAGGUUGUACUUAAAAUGGAGGACGAGCUCAUCAUAGAAAAGCCUUUGCUAUCAAAAGUGGUAGAUACCGUUAAGACAAAAUACAGAUUCGUUGUGCUAUCACUGUUGAUACUGACCUUCCUCACCGAUCAAACUUCCAGUCAAGGGCUAGCACUGGCCAUGAUCGGUGGAAUGGCAAAGACAAACUGUACGAAUCCUUUAGACAAAGGGGAAUUCUGCUGGUCGGAAAGUACUAAAGCAGUGCUGUUGGGCUGCUACUUCUACGGAUAUUGUUUACAGGUCAUCCCUACAACAAUCGCUAAAAAGCUUGGUAUAAACUGGGCUUUUAGAAUUAUAGCAGUGGUUUCUGGAAUAAUUCAACUGACUUUUGCUACAACUGUCCAGUAUUCUGUAACUCUAGCUAUUAUUCUGCAGACAGUCAGGGGUUUUGGUGCAAGCAUUUUUAUGUCAGGCUUGAUGGAGUUUGCCACAAUCUGGUGCAUUGGAAAUGAGAGCAAAGCAUUCAUCUCAUUUGUUGGUAAGUUCAAGAUAAUAGAGAAACUGACCUUGUCUCACUAA
Bolinopsis microptera is the source of this 617-nucleotide messenger RNA. RefSeq lists its product as uncharacterized. The coding region runs from base 75 to 617 and encodes 180 amino acids. NCBI's taxonomy places the organism in Eukaryota, Metazoa, Ctenophora, Tentaculata, Lobata, Bolinopsidae. The record is from RefSeq and is a predicted model, not a curated record. The transcript has 4 exons.